Molecule: messenger RNA, 1050 nt
Organism: Phaedon cochleariae (mustard beetle)
Lineage: Eukaryota; Metazoa; Arthropoda; Insecta; Coleoptera; Chrysomelidae
Source: the annotation of a GenBank genome assembly
AUGGACAGUGCUAGUCUCAGCGAUAACGAGGAUUUGCAUCCAAACAUGUGGAGUACGGAACCAGGGACGGAGUGCGAUUGCCAUGGACCACCUCCCAAAUUUCUCAUACCCCCGCCUCCUCGGCCGCCAUUCACGCAACCUGCAGAUUCAGUGUAUGGUACUGAGGAUUUCCUGCCUAUAGAAACUUGUGAUGCAUAUUCGGGUGGAUGGGGUAGCACUGCCACAUGUAUCAAGACAACCAGAGGUCUGUCAGGAGAAACGGUCCCACUACAACCUUUUGUUAUGCACAGUAGUUCGCAAAAUAACUCUAAUAACAAUAAUAAUGGUGAGGAUGUGGAAGGCCAGAAGGAGAAUCAUGAAAGGGCUUCAAGAGGUUCACAUCCUCAGGAAUUAGCGGCCCAAUGGGAACCUGACCCACCAAGGAGCCAGUCGACAGGCCAUAGUGGGAUUCCGGAAUUCUCACCACCCGAGAGAUCCAUACCAAUUGGUUCUCAAUUCAGAGAUAGUAGCGGAAAAAAAAGAAAACCAGUCUACGAUGGAAGAGAUAUAUUCGGAAAAAGUUCGAAAGUAACAAGGACACCAUCAAAAACAAAUAAUGAAAAUGAGGAUAAACUUGAUUUAUUAAUCAGAAUGAUGCGGGAACUGAAAUCGGAAUCUAAACAAAUAAAAACUGAGCAAGAGGAGUGCCGAGAAGAAAUUAAGAAAAUCAGAGAAGAAAAUCAAACACUAUGGAAAGAGAACCAAGAAUUGAAAAGAGAAAAUGAAGAAAUGAAAAUAAAAAUAGAAGAAAUUAGCGACAAGGUAGAAUGGCUCGAAAAACAAAGAAAGAAAAAUAAUGUGGUCAUCCAGGGAAUUAAGAUGGACACAAAUGACGCAGAAACAAUAAAGAAAACCAUAAAAAUUAUGAUGGAGAAAGAACUGGCGAUAGACGUGCAGGUGAAGGCGUCUCAUAAACUAGGAGAAAAAACAUGUCUGAUUGAGCUAGAAAAAGAAGAAGACAAAGAGAAAAUAAUGAAAAAUAAACAUAAACACAAACAUAACAAAAAUUAG